Alligator sinensis (Chinese alligator) is the source of this 4797-nucleotide messenger RNA. RefSeq names its product ATP binding cassette subfamily B member 9 (gene ABCB9). Gene Ontology annotation, biological process: transmembrane transport; peptide transport. The record is from RefSeq and is a predicted model, not a curated record. Gene Ontology annotation, cellular component: lysosomal membrane. The transcript is spliced from 12 exons. The coding region runs from base 160 to 2514 and encodes 784 amino acids. Gene Ontology annotation, molecular function: ABC-type oligopeptide transporter activity; ATP hydrolysis activity; ATP binding. NCBI's taxonomy places the organism in Eukaryota, Metazoa, Chordata, Crocodylia, Alligatoridae.
CUUCCGACCUUGUCCCAGGGAUUCUGCUGGCUGGGGAGGUCCUGCUGGUGCUGGGCUGCAGGAAAGACUGAGAUGGCCGCCGUGCCGUCGAGCUAGGGGACCCUCCUCACCUUUCUCUGCCCCCCGCUCCGCUCUGCCUCACCCAAGGUGAAAGGGAAGAUGAGAGCGUGGAAGGCCGUCGCCAGCACCCUCACGUUCAGCGGCGUGGACGUGGCGGUGACCACGCUGCUGUACCUGCACAGCCCCAGCGGCAAGGAUGUCCUCCGGGACCUGAAGAGCUUCAAUGUCUUCAACUCCAUGUUGGACGUGUGGGGGGGCUGUCUGUACAGGACCUGCGCGCUGCUUGGAGCCGCCAUCGGGGUAGCCAAGAACACCACCUAUGGCCCCCGGCGCCUGAAGGCCUCCCAGACCUUCAUCAUCCUCGUCUGCCUGCUCAUGGGCAUCUAUGCCAUGGUCAAGCUGCUGCUCUACUCGGAGGUCAGGAGGACCAUUAAGGACCCGUGGUUUUGGAGUUUGUUUGCAUGGACGUACGUGUCGCUGGCGGGCACGUUCUGCCAGUGGCAGCUGCUGGCCCGUGUCACCUCCUCCGGGGAGGCGCUGGGGGUCAGUUCGGAGUCCAGGACAGAAGCGGAGGAGAUAUGUGACCCCGGCUCUGUCCCUCCUCAGCAAAGGAGGGACAAGGCGUCGGGCGCCACUAUCCACAAGCUGCUGUCUUACACCAAACCGGAUGCCGUCUUCCUGGUCAUCGCUGCCUUUUUCCUCCUCGUCGCCGCUUUGGGAGAAACCUUCCUUCCAUAUUACACAGGUUUGGCCAUUGACGGCAUAGUCAUCCAGAAGAGCAUGGACCAGUUUUCCACCGCAGUGAUGAUUAUGUCUCUGCUCGCCAUAGGAAGCUCAUUUGCCGCAGGUAUCCGGGGUGGCGUUUUCACGCUCGUAUUCGCCAGGCUGAACAUUCGACUCCGCAACUGCCUCUUCAAGUCACUGGUCUCGCAGGAAAUGAGUUUCUUUGAUGAGAACCGCACAGGGGACAUCAUCUCCCGGCUGACAUCGGACACCACUAUUGUGAGUGACCUGGUGUCCCAGAACAUCAACAUCUUCCUGCGUAAUAUGGUGAAGGCGAUGGGAGUGAUUGCCUUCAUGUUCAGCCUGUCUUGGCAGCUCUCCCUGGUCACGUUCAUGGGCUUCCCCAUCAUCAUGCUGGUGUCUGACCUCUAUGGCAAAUACUACAAGAAGCUCUCCAAGGAAGUUCAGAGUGCUCUGGCAAAGGCCAACAACACGGCAGAAGAAACCAUUUCGGCCAUGAAGACUGUUCGUAGCUUUGCGAACGAGGAGGUGGAAGCCCAUGUCUACUGGGAGAAGCUGCAGCAGGUCUACAAGCUGAACAAGAAGGAAGCCAUGGCCUAUACCUACUACGUGUGGUCCAGUGGGCUGACGCUUCUCGUGGUGCAGGUCAGCAUCCUCUACUACGGCGGCCACCUGGUGAUCUCUGGGCAAAUGACCAGUGGAAACCUGAUCUCCUUCAUUAUUUAUGAGUUCGUCCUGGGAGACUGCAUGGAGUCUGUUGGCUCUGUCUACAGUGGACUGAUGCAGGGAGUUGGAGCUGCCGAGAAAGUGUUUGAGUUUAUCGAUCGCAAGCCAAUGAUGUUGAAUGAUGGGACGUUGGCCCCAGACCACGUGGAUGGUAAAGUGGAGUUCAGAAACGUGACUUUUUCCUACCGCACCCGCCCUGCAACACAAGUCCUGCAGAACGUGUCCUUCACCCUCUCUCCUGGCAAGGUGACCGCGUUGGUGGGUCCAUCGGGCAGCGGGAAAAGCUCUUGUGUCAACAUACUGGAGAAUUUCUACCCUCUUCAAGAUGGGCAAGUCCUGCUGGACGAGCGGCCUAUUAACAUGUAUGAUCACAAAUACCUGCACUCAGUGAUUUCUCUGGUGAGCCAAGAGCCAGUGUUGUUUGCUCGGUCCAUUGCUGACAAUAUUUCAUAUGGUCUAACUUCGGUCUCUUUCGAGUCAGUGGUUCAAUCCGCCCAGAAGGCCAAUGCCCAUGCGUUUAUCUCAGAGUUGCAAGACGGCUAUCACACAGAAGCUGGUGAAAAAGGAACUCAGCUAUCUGGUGGCCAGAAGCAGAGAGUGGCAAUUGCAAGGGCUUUGAUCAGAAACCCCUCGAUCCUAAUACUGGAUGAAGCCACAAGUGCGCUAGAUGCAGAGAGUGAACAUGCGAUUCAGCAAGCAAUAUACGGUGAUCUGCAGAGCCACACUGUGCUUGUCAUAGCCCACAGGCUGAGCACUGUCGAGAAAGCACACAACAUCAUUGUUCUAGACAAGGGCCGGGUGGUGCAGCAGGGGACACAUAAAGCACUCAUGGAUGAAGGCGGCCUUUAUUCCAAGCUGGUGCAGAGACAGAUCCUGGGGCUUGAAACUGGCACGGGGGACAGUUGUCAGCUGGUGACCAGCCUGGAUGCUGUGAGGACCGAGUCAGCGAAGAUGUCAGAAAACUUGGAGGAAUUUAGGAUAUAGCUGCCUUUCUCUGCCUCGGGGCAGGGUAGUUGCAAUACUUUUGCUCGCAAGCGAGAGCACCAAGGAGUCCAUUGGAGACGCUUGCUGGAACGCCGACCUAGGAGUCCGUGCUGUAGAACAAGGCCUGUUUACUAAUCACACACAUACGCACACACGCACACUAAAGCUUCCUGCGUACACACCAGUAGGCAGACCCUUGCUGGCAAAAUAGGGAAACAGGCCAGAUUCACUCUGAGAAGCUGGGUCUGGAGCAAAUCCCCAUGUUUCUACCAAGUUUCUUUUCUUAGAGUUGAUAUUUCCGCUUGACUGGGAUGCGUCUCCCAUUGAUAUGCACCUGGAAUUGCUGUUAUUGCAAUGGAUGUUAUAUGCCUGUGUGGAUGGGUCAAACUGGCCCGCCUAAAGCAUGUCAGGAGGCAGUUUCCUGACUCCAUAGCCAGGUGGUGGGUAGCACAGAAGGUCCUGACCUUGCCGACACUCUAGGGCCAAUUCAGCAUGCACCAAAGUCAAUACAAAGACUCUCCUUGGCCUCCAUGGGUAACCAGCUCAGUCCACAGGCACAUAAUAUCCACUGGAAUCAGGGAGAUCAGUGAGGAGCCCUGCAGGGUCAAGCUCUCAUACAUGACUUUGUCAAGCUUUUAUCAUUUAUUGGCUGCCUUCCAUGUCAAGAGCCAGGGGUCUGUGAGCGGGUUCUGCUUUCAGAUUCAUUGCUGCUGUUCUGUGAGCUUUUUAUUUUUAAAGGAUGAGAAGUUUGAUCUUAACUCAGUCGAUUUUUUGAAGCGCUGUCUCUCUAUGGGCAGCGGCAUGAUGGCUGUCUAGCUUCCAUGUCUGUUGGGUGCUAGUCAGUCCUAUUUCAAAGUUUGUCUGUUGACUCUUUCUUUUUAACUCAGUCCUAGCACUUGAUUUCUUAAUCACCAUUUCUUAAAAAGGGAACAUCAGAUCUGAAUGAUGGCACUUUAUAGAUCCUGCCAAAGCCUUGGUUUGGGGAUACUGUAUCAGUUUCACUGCAUGGGAAGUUGUUUCUUUGAUUUUUGGUGUGUUUUUUUUAAUAAGAGGAGGGGGAAAAAAAGGGAGACACAUAUCCUUAUUCCAUACAUCACUGAUGAAUCUGCCUUAAUGUCUUUACCGUGCCGUAAAGAUUGGUAAGAGCGUGUGUGCAGCCAGCAAGGUGUGGUUUGAGAAAUAGCAUUGUGUUUCGCAAAGGGAAGGGUGAGUCAGGUCACACACGGGGAAGAAAUGACCUCAAGCACUUUAGAUCUCCUAGUAAUUACGUUCCAGUUUUUGAAUGCUGCUCUAUAACAUUUGAUCGGAUUUUUUGCCAUGUUCUGGGUUUUCUAUUUGUUUGGUUUUUUGGUUUGGCAAUGUUUUACAAACGGUUAGUGUCCUCCAGGGGGAUACCUUACAAAUAAAACACUACCUCUGCUGCUCAGCUUCCGAGCCAAAGUCUCAAGGGUCCUUUUGCCUCCAAAUAAAAUAAGCCAGGGGAGUUUCUAGGUGAUGUCUUGAAGCAACAUGCAAAUACAUGAUGCACAAUCUCCUUCUGUCUCAGUCACUGGAAAGGAUGAGACACAGUGUCUAUGAGGAUCAUGUGUGUUGAAAUUGUCAGCAUCUGAUAGUUGCCUUGGAGCUUGGGAGUAGGUGAUGAUAAGCCAGCUAAUAGCUGGUUUUUAUUCUGCAUCUUACCUUGUUAUUCUGCCUUCCCUUUGCAGGAUGCUAUCUCCAGGUCAGAAAGCAGCGUGUCCCAUACUGGCUCUGUCUUAAGCAUGAUAUUUUUUAAUGUGGUAAAACAACUGCACCUCUGGAUAGAAGACCUUUUUUAUUUUAUGUGCCUGCUUUGCUUGACAGUGCCUCCUCCCUUUAAAGAGUCGGCCAUAUCGUUCUGGAGAUAGUUCCGCACUUCAAGGUGGAUAGGUGGUCAAGGUCUGCUUGGGGCGAAAAAUGAUGCUGUAGGUGUGCUAAGUGGAUGAACUGGUCCAGUAGCUGGAAUGGGGAAGAGUAACUCUGGUUUUCUGUUGGUAUAAUUAAGAGAGGGUAUUUGCCAGUAGUCUAUAAGAAUGGAAGUAUUCUCUCCUUGAUUUUAAAGUGUGCAGAGCCUAGGCCAUGAACCUAGCAAACACUGCCUGGGGCUGCAGAGUGCUAGCUUAUCUUGACUCAAGGAAGUAAAAGGGAAGAGCACAUCACAUGGCAUUUUUUUCUAUCUCUGCCAUUGCUGCAGUGAGGGUUAAAAUGUGUGUGUCCUUCUAAACCCCUCUUUUCAGACAGUCAUAAUAACUAAUUCCUUUUUUA